UGGCCGGUCGCGUUGUUUGAUUGUGUUAAACUUGUGUAUAAAUCAAAACAAAUUUAAUAAUUUAAAAUGGCUGAUAAAUAUGAUUCAAAUGGUGAUUAUAAAAAUUAUUCCGGUUCAAAUUCAAGUGAUUUUAAACGGAAAAACUUAACGGCUGAGAAUAGUUCAGGAAAAAAUCAAGAAGAAACUCAUGAAGACGAUGAAAAUGGUGAACAAAAUCCAGCAGCACAAAAAGCCGCUGAAUAUAUAAGAGAAUUAUUAGCUGAGAAAAUUGCCAUUGAUCAUGGAAAAUGUGCACAUGCAGCUCGACUCUUGGAUCAAGAACUACAAAAAGUUCAAACAUUGGGUAAAGCUCCACCACGAGAGAAUAAAUAUGUUGAUAUAUAUCGUGAAAAACCAAUUAAAGUUUCUGUGAAAGUAUUAGUGCCCGUACGUGAACAUCCCAGAUUUAAUUUCGUUGGUAAAUUAUUGGGACCUAAGGGUAAUUCAAUGAAACGUUUACAAGAGGAGACAAUGUGUAAAAUGGCUGUUCUUGGACGUGGUUCAAUGAAAGAUCGUGCUAAGGAAGAAGAAUUACGUAACAGUUUAGACCCAAAAUAUGGACAUUUAAGUGAUGAUUUACAUGUGGAAAUUAGUGCGCUAGGACCACCUGCGGAAGCACAUGCUCGCGUCGCUUACGCAUUAGCAGAAGUACGUAAAUACUUAAUACCGGAUAACAACGACAACAUACGGCAGGAACAAAUGCGCGAAAUGGAAAUCAUAUCAACAAUUGAUCCAACAACCGGUGAAGAAAUUGAAACAGCACAUCCACGUGGAAUAAAACGUUCAGCUCCACCUAGUGGUACAAUAAUUCGUGGUGCACAUAGUUCUGCCGGUUUCCCACGCGUUGCACGACCAGCCACAGCCGGUAUACGUACAGUUCCUGUUGCUGCAGUACCAAGUCGGUCUGCUACUGCUAUACCUCCCCCAGCAGGUACGCGAGGUGUUAUGCCUGCUAAGACAAAAAUCUUAUCGAUUUUAGAUCGAGCACGUGUUGCUAUGGAAGAAAGUUAUGGUGCUGUGUACGAUGAUCCAGCAUACGAAGCACCACCACAUCAUGGGGUACAUGAGCGUAGUUAUGUAGAAUACGUAGCGCCAAGCUCACAUGCGUAUAGCAGCAGUCAUCAUUACGAUGAAUAUGAUACCGAAUAUUAUCCAAGUUCAAGUCGGCAUCAUGAAGCUGCAGAUCCUUAUGAAGCAGAACCAUCUUCGCGAUCGUGGAAGAGUAAUUAUAAACCGUCAUCAAGUUCCAGUUCAAGACAUCAUGAAUCAUCACGUUAUCGAACUUCCCCAUAUACCCGUCCAUCAAAAUAAUCCGAUGGCAGUUUAAAAAAAGCAAAAACAAAAUCAAAAAAGUAAAAUGAAAUAAUUAAAUCAAUUAAUUUAAUAUUCACGUAAAUAAUCUUUUUAAUAAAAUAUAUAUCUCACACCACAGAGUGUUUGUUUUGGGCUUACACAAAAUGUUGUUUGUUCAAGAAUUAUUGAGAACAAGUGUGAAACACGAUUUUUAAAUCAAA
Chrysoperla carnea is the source of this 1553-nucleotide messenger RNA. Its product is annotated as KH domain-containing, RNA-binding, signal transduction-associated protein 2-like. The record is from RefSeq and is a predicted model, not a curated record. Gene Ontology annotation, molecular function: mRNA binding. NCBI's taxonomy places the organism in Eukaryota, Metazoa, Arthropoda, Insecta, Neuroptera, Chrysopidae. The transcript has 7 exons. Gene Ontology annotation, cellular component: nucleus. Gene Ontology annotation, biological process: regulation of alternative mRNA splicing, via spliceosome. The coding region runs from base 67 to 1350 and encodes 427 amino acids.